This is a messenger RNA of Piliocolobus tephrosceles (Ugandan red Colobus), 3000 nucleotides long. It is a transcript of the gene SEMA3B, whose product is annotated as semaphorin 3B. Lineage: Eukaryota; Metazoa; Chordata; Mammalia; Primates; Cercopithecidae. Gene Ontology annotation, molecular function: semaphorin receptor binding; chemorepellent activity. The record is from RefSeq and is a predicted model, not a curated record. The coding region runs from base 286 to 2535 and encodes 749 amino acids. The transcript has 18 exons. Gene Ontology annotation, cellular component: plasma membrane. Gene Ontology annotation, biological process: positive regulation of cell migration; axon guidance; neural crest cell migration.
AAACUUUACGGCAUAGCGCGUGGGGCGGCGGCUGGCCUGGUGGGGGCGGGGGCUGCUCCUUAAAGGAGCCGUCAGAGGGUCCCCUGCGGCCCCAGGGUGGGAAGGGGCCAGAGUGGAGAGGUGCCGCUGCGGGAGUCCUCGGUGGAGUGUGAGAAGGCAGCUGGUGGUGGCCUGGAAGACCUCCAGAACCUGAGAAGAGGCAGUGAUCCUGGGGCAGAGUCCAGGGCAACUCAAGGCUCCUCCACACACACACCCGCUGAACCCUGAGCGCCCCGAGCUGCUGAGAUGGGGCGGGCCGGGGCCGCCGCCAUGAUCCCGGGCCUGGCCCUGCUCUGGGCAUUGGGGCUGGGGGGUGCCGCCCCCAGCCCCCCACGCCUUCGGCUCUCCUUCCAAGAGCUCCAGGCCUGGCAUGGUCUCCAGACUUUCAGCCUGGAACGAACCUGCUGCUACGAGGCCUUGCUGGUGGAUGAGGAGCGUGGACGCCUGUUUGUGGGUGCCGAGAACCAUGUGGCCUCCCUCAGCCUGGACAACAUCAGCAAGCGGGCCAAGAAGCUGGCCUGGCCGGCCCCUGUGGAAUGGCGAGAGGAGUGCAACUGGGCAGGGAAGGACAUUGGUACUGAGUGCAUGAACUUUGUGAAGUUGCUGCAUGCCUACAACCGCACCCACUUGCUGGCCUGUGGCACGGGAGCCUUCCACCCAACCUGUGCCUUUGUGGAAGUGGGCCACCGGGCAGAGGAGCCCGUGCUCCGGCUGGACCCAGGAAGGAUGGAGGACGGCAAGGGGAAGAGUCCUUAUGACCCCAGGCAUCGGGCUGCCUCCGUGCUGGUGGGGGAGGAGCUAUACUCAGGGGUGGCAGCAGACCUCAUGGGCCGAGACUUUACCAUCUUUCGCAGCCUGGGCCAACGUCCGAGUCUCCGAACAGAGCCACACGACUCCCGGUGGCUCAAUGAGCCCAAGUUUGUCAAGGUAUUUUGGAUCCCGGAGAGCGAGAACCCAGACGACGACAAAAUCUACUUCUUCUUUCGUGAGACGGCGGUAGAGGCGGCGCCGGCACUGGGACGCCUGUCCGUGUCCCGAGUUGGCCAGAUUUGCCGGAACGACGUGGGCGGCCAGCGCAGCCUGGUCAACAAGUGGACGACGUUUCUGAAGGCGCGGUUGGUGUGCUCAGUGCCGGGCGUCGAGGGCGACACCCACUUCGAUCAGCUCCAGGAUGUGUUUCUGUUGUCCUCGCGGGACCACCGGACCCCGCUGCUCUAUGCUGUCUUCUCCACGUCCAGCAGCAUCUUCCAGGGUUCUGCAGUGUGCGUGUACAGCAUGAACGACGUGCGCCGGGCCUUCCUGGGACCCUUUGCACACAAGGAGGGGCCCACGCACCAGUGGGUGUCAUACCAGGGUCGCGUCCCCUACCCGCGGCCAGGCAUGUGCCCCAGCAAGACCUUUGGCACCUUCAGUUCCACCAAGGACUUCCCCGACGAUGUCAUCCAGUUUGCGCGGAACCACCCCCUCAUGUACAGCUCCGUCCUGCCCAUUGGGGGGCGCCCUCUUUUCCUACAAGUUGGAGCCAAUUACACCUUCACUCAAAUUGCCACGGACCGGGUUGCAGCCGCUGACGGACACUAUGACGUCCUCUUCAUUGGCACAGACGCUGGCACGGUGCUGAAGGUGAUCUCGGUCCCCAAAGGCAGUAGGCCCAGCGCAGAGGGGCUGCUCCUGGAGGAGCUGCACGUGUUUGAGGAUUCGGCCGCUGUCACCAGCAUGCAAAUCUCCUCCAAGAGGCACCAGCUGUACAUAGCCUCGCGGAGCGCGGUGGCCCAGAUCGCGUUGCACCGCUGCGCUGCCCACGGCCGCGUCUGCGCAGAAUGCUGUCUGGCGCGUGACCCCUACUGCGCCUGGGACGGGGUCGCGUGCACGCGCUUCCAGCCCAGUGUCAAGAGGCGGUUCCGGCGGCAAGACGUAAGGAAUGGCGACCCCAGUACGCUGUGCUCCGGAGACUCGUCUCGUCCCGCGCUGCUGGAACACAAAGUGUUCGGCGUGGAGGGCAGCAGCGCCUUUCUCGAGUGUGAGCCCCGCUCGCUGCAGGCGCGCGUGGAGUGGACUUUCCAGCGUGCAGGGCUGACAACCCAUACCCAAGUGCUGGCACAGGAGCGCACCGAGCGCACCGCCCGGGGACUACUGCUUCGCAGGCUGCGGCGCCGGGACUCGGGCGUGUACUUGUGCGCAGCAGUCGAGCAGGGCUUUACGCAACCGCUGCGUCGCCUGUCGCUGCACGUGUUGAGUGCUACGCAGGCCGAACGGCUGGCGGGGGCCGAGGAGGCUGCACCCGCCGCGCCGCCGGGCCCCAAACUCUGGUACCGGGACUUUCUGCAGCUGGUGGAGCCGGGCGGCGGUGGCAGCGCGAACUCCCUACGCAUGUGUCGCCCACAGCCUGCGCUGCAGUCACUGGCCCCGGAGUCGCGGAGGAAGGGCCGUAACCGGCGGACCCACGCUCCUGAGCCACGCGCUGAGCGGGGGCCGCGCAGCGCAACGCACUGGUGACCGGACUGUCCCCACGCCGGGAACCAAGCAGACUACAGGCGGGAGAGGAGCCAGACAGACCCUGAAAAGACAGACGGGUUGGGGCCGGGCACAUUGGGAGUCCCAGGCCGACGGAGACACCAACCGACAGGCCCUGGCUGAGGGCAGCUGCGCGGGCUUAUUUAUUAACAAGAUAACCCUUGAAUGUAGCAGCCCCAGGAAGGGUGGCACAGGCCGGGCGCAGGAUUCAGCCGGGAGGGAAGGGACGGGGAAGCUGGGCUCCAGAGCAACGACCAGGGCCGAAGAGGUGCCUGGAGUGCCCACCCUGAGGGGACAGAGUCCACCUCCUUGGGUAGUGAGCAGUGAGCAGAAAACUGUGAACAGGCUGGGCUGUUGGCGGUGGGGCGAGGCAGGCCGACUGUACUAAAGUAACGCAAUAAACGCAUUAUCAGCCAAAGCUGGAAUGGCCCCAGCAGACAACCCCAG